CACGGGCCGGCAUCGUCACGGCAGUCCGCAGAGUGCAGACAGACCGAUGUUCAAUCAGUAGAAUAUAAAAACUUGACAAGGGUGGUUGUGUUGUCGCCCGUCCGUUGAAUAACAAUAAAAUUUAUCCAGGGCUUCCAGUGUAUUUUUUUUGUACUCAUUGAAAUAAGAAUUGUGUCAAGCUGUGCUGUUAGUGAUAUAAAUCAGUUCAAUUGGAUUUGUGAUCGAAUCAGGCUAUCGCUGGUCGCCUCGCCGUGAUGUUGGCGAACUUGAGCGGAACUUUGGUCCAGGGUUUUCAUCAGGAUGGUCACGCAGCGAUGACGUCCGGUAAGAAUAUGGAGUCGAAGAGCACACAAAUUCAUCUCCCGCUAAUGGGACGCGGCAGCCGCGGGGAGCUGAACGACAAGGUCAUGUUCUCACAGGUGAAGUCACCUCCAGAACAGCUCAAUAAUGGACAGUUGUUAGGAGGAUCUCAAAUAAAUCUGUGCAACGGCGGCGCUGGAGCUGCCAUGACUGGAUUGGUACCAAAGAUACCUAAUGGCUAUGGAGAUCAGAAGAAACCAAUGGCAUCCCUCACUCAUUUACCGAAACGUCCGCCGGUAGACAUCGAGUUUUCAGAUUUAUCAUAUUCCGUCAGUGAGGGCAGAAAGAGAGGGUACAAAGCCUUAUUAAAGUGCAUCAAUGGUACUUUCCGCUCGAGUGAGUUGACGGCCAUCAUGGGGCCAUCUGGUGCUGGCAAGAGUACCCUCAUGAAUAUAUUAGCUGGAUACAAAACGUCAAACGUCAGCGGUUCAAUACUUAUAAAUGGCAAAGAGAGGAAUCUCAGACGGUUUCGCAAAUUGUCUUGUUACAUAAUGCAAGACGACUGUCUCCUACCACAUCUCACCGUGAAGGAAGCGAUGAAUGUCUCAGCAAAUUUAAAACUCGGUAAAGAUAUGACUGUUACCGCAAAGAAAAUAGUCAUCAACGAAAUAUUAGAAAUGCUGAGUCUUGUAGAAGCUGGUGACACGCGAACAAUAAAUCUAUCAGGAGGACAAAAGAAACGUCUGUCUAUAGCUUUAGAGCUAGUUAACAACCCGCCAGUCAUGUUUUUCGACGAGCCCACAUCUGGAUUGGAUAGUUCAUCAUGUUUUCAAUGUAUAUCUCUGUUAAAAUCUCUUGCAAGAGGUGGAAGAACAAUCAUAUGUACCAUCCAUCAACCGUCCGCGAGGCUCUUCGAAAUGUUUGACUUUCUAUACACAUUGGCUGAAGGUCAAUGUAUAUAUCAAGGUUCAGUGACUAGCUUAGUGCCGUUUUUAUCAUCUAUGGGAUUACAUUGUCCAAGUUACCACAAUCCUGCUGACUAUGUGAUGGAAGUAGCAACGGGUGAACACGGCGACUGGGUGCACAAACUGGUGAUGGCUGUGAAUAAGGGCAACUGUGGCAGAGGACAGUCAUCGACGUCUUCUUCCUCAUCCUCCGUGCCUCAGAACUGCAACUAUAACAAUCAAAGCAAGAACAAUAUUAAGAAGGAAGCACUUGAGAUAGUUAUUGACAAACCAACGUGCACUGUGAUAGAUAUGUCAGAACCGACCCUCAACACUGAGAAACAAAAUGCUCUACCGAAUUCAACGAACUUAGCGCCCGUCACUUGUACUACUUCUCUCCUCGAUUCAAGCGAGAGUUUCACGAAGAAGCCACAAAAUACCGGCUUUCCGACGUCAGGAUGGAAGCAAUUUUGGAUCUUAUUGAAAAGAACUUUCCGAAGUAUUUUACGAGAUCAAAUGUUGACGCAUUUAAGGUUAUGUUCGCAUACUGUUGUUGGCUUGUUGAUUGGAUUUCUGUACUACGAUAUUGGACAAGAUGCUGCUAAAGUUAUGAGUAACGCUGGAUGUAUAUUCUUUACUGUGAUGUUCACUAUGUUCACGGCUAUGAUGCCUACAAUUCUUACAUUCCCAACUGAGAUGAGUGUGUUUGUGAGAGAGCAUUUAAAUUAUUGGUACUCGUUGAAAGCGUUCUAUUUUGCGAAGACUAUGGCGGAUCUACCGUUUCAGAUAGUCUUCAGCGGGGUGUACGUGAUAAUAGUGUACUUCAUGACGGGCCAACCGAUGCAGACGGACCGGGUGCUAAUGUUCACGACCAUUAACAUCCUGACGGCGCUGGUGGCGCAGUCCCUGGGGCUGCUCAUCGGCGCCGCCAUGAAGAUCGAGACGGGCGUAUACCUGGGGCCCGUUACCACCAUUCCCGUCGUGCUGUUCUCUGGUUUCUUCGUCAACUUCAACGCAAUCCCCAGCUACUUGCAGUGGUUGACGUACCUCAGCUACGUGCGCUACGGCUUCGAGGGUGCCAUGCUGUCGGUGUACGGCUUCGGCAGAGAGAAGCUACACUGCUCGGAGGCCUACUGCCACUUCCGGACCCCGAGCCUGUUCCUCAAGGAGAUGACGAUGGACCACUCCAACUUCUGGGUCGACGUCGGCGCAUUGAGCGCUUUCUUCGUAUUCAUCCGAGUGAUCUCCUAUCUAGUUCUAAGGUUCAAAUUGAAGAUGAUGCAGUAGGGCGGCACAAAUCGCGCUUAUAUUUUGUCGGUGAUAUGAAUUAUUUUCCAUUUACCCGCGGUUAGCGACGGCCCGACGUGUUCUGUUUGGCGUUACCGAAGUUGGAAGAUUGUCUCGAAGUAUUAGGAUCUAUUAGCUUCGUCGAUUGUUGAAGUUUUACGCGCCGGCGCAAAUGUCUAGUUGUUAAAGUAGAUUUAAUAUAGUUUUCGAAUUAUAUAGCUUUAUAGGACGCGGUUCGACUCAGUCGAUUUUAGUGUUUGUACGUAAAUUUAGGUUAAGAUUUUUCUAGAUCGGGCCCAUGACUUAAUUUUAAGUUACUUAAUGAUAUUACCUUGAUUUAAUUUGUAUUUUUGACAUCACAAUGUAGGCUUUUCUACUCGUAUCCGUACGCUUGUGAUAAUUCGAUGGUGUGUCACUUGCUUAUCUGUCAAAAUUGCGUUUUGUUGCUGGUGGUGAUAUGAUGUUUGGAUUCUGUGUGGUCAUAUAAUAUAGGUUAAUAUAAUAUAUCAAAAAAAUGAUUUUGGUAAAAUCGACAACGUCCAGUUGAAUUUAUUAUUUUUCUAUAUUUGUUUUUAAUUGAAAGUAUUGCAAUAUUUUUUCAUAAUUAAAAAUAUUUUAUUUUGUAUAAAAGGAGAAUGAAGGUUAUAGAUUUGCUUAUAGAAGGUUCUAGACUUCAAUAGAUUAGGCUGGGCUAGUGUGAGGGGUACAAUUGCUGUUACUAUUAAGCAUAAUACAGGUGGUGAUGAUUGAUGAUCUCAAAGUUUUUGGUGAAGAUAAUUAAAUAUGGUUUCAUAGUUAUUUAUCGUAUUAUUAUAUUUUUGAGUUGUAAUAUUUCGAUGUAAUAUUCUAAUGUAAUUUUGACAGAUAGCAAUGUGUUGGCGGGCGUACAUAUCUACUCAAUUUACAUUCUAGUUUUUAAUUAGAAAUUUUAAAAUACCUUUCAUUAUGCUAAAGAUUUUGGUAAUUAUUCUCUAUGUCAAUCUUAAUUACCAGUAUUUAAAAAUAAUAAUAAACGACUGUGAUUUUUAUAUAAA
Messenger RNA from Vanessa tameamea, 3565 nucleotides. It is a transcript of the gene Atet, whose product is annotated as ATP-binding cassette sub-family G member 4. NCBI's taxonomy places the organism in Eukaryota, Metazoa, Arthropoda, Insecta, Lepidoptera, Nymphalidae. Gene Ontology annotation, cellular component: membrane. Bases 255 to 2531 code for a protein of 758 amino acids. Gene Ontology annotation, biological process: transmembrane transport. The record is from RefSeq and is a predicted model, not a curated record. The transcript has 9 exons. Gene Ontology annotation, molecular function: ATP binding; ATP hydrolysis activity; ABC-type transporter activity.